AUGGCCGACAUAGAAGUGAGGGACGCCCUCCGAAACACGACGCUUCACCUCAUCUUCCUUGUCUUUGUCUCAACCCUUGGUCCUCUCCAGUUCGGCUACCAUAUUGCUGAACUAAACGCCCCCCAAAAUGCCAUCACCUGCCCCAAGAAGUCGCCCAGGCUGGUAGAAUGGCUUCAAGGGUCGUCCAAGUCUGAGGCGGCCUACGUUCCCGACUGUAUCCCCAUGUCAGAGGCCACUUUUGCGACUAUUUCAUCCGUCUUUACCGUGGGCGGCCUUAUCGGUGCCCUUUGCUCGGGACCCUUCUCGUCCAAGCGCGGCCGCUUGCUUGCCAUGCGAAUCACCGCCCUGCUCUUUCUAUUCGGCUCACUGAUCGAAACGUUUGCUGGAAAUGCACCUGCAAUGGCAUUUGGCCGAUUCUUCUCGGGUAUUGGAGCAGGAGGCUCAACUGUAAUUGUUCCGCUUUACAUUAGCGAGAUUGCGCCGCCUGAUGCCCGCGGCUUUUUUGGUGUCAUGACUCAAGUCUCCAUCAAUGUCGGUAUCCUUGCCACGCAAGUCUUAGGUCUCUUUUUGAGCUAUGGUGGUGUCUGGCGCUGGAUCCUUGGUGCCGGAGCACUCAUCGGCGUGUCUCAGGUCGUUGGAUUGCUGGCAGUACCUGAAAGCCCAGCUUGGACGGCUGCUCACGGCGAUGUCACUCGAGCCAAGCGCACGCUGCAGCGUAUUCGCGGCAAGGAUGCUGAUAUCCAGGACGAGGUUGCUACCUGGGGCGAUGAUACCAAUGGAGAGGAACAGGGUCUUCUAUCGGAGCCUUCUAAUUCCACGAGAGUCGCCCCUGUUCAUAUGGGCUUUGCCGAGGUUGUCCGCGAUCCGCUAUAUUGUCCCGCCAUUGUUGCGGUAGUGGGUGUGAUGGCAGUACAGCAAUUUUGCGGCAUUAACAGCAUUAUCAUGUACUCUGUUUCGUUACUUGCUGACCUCCUUCCCAUUUCCUCCGCCUUCCUCACCGUCAUCAUCUCCAUCGUCAACUUGGCCAUGACCCUCGCGUGUUCGCCAUUGCCUGACCGUCUGGGUCGAAAGACAUGUCUGUUGAUCUCCGUUAUUGGACAAGGAAGCAGCUCUUUUGCAUUGGCUCUAUCCAUUGUCCUUGGCUAUAAGGUGUUGUCCGCCAUCUCGGUCCUCUUCUUUGUCGCAUUUUUUGCUGUUGGCUUAGGACCUGUCCCAUUUAUUUUGUCCUCUGAGCUCGUUGGCCAAGAAGCAGUCGGUGCUGCGCAAAGCUGGUGCCUUGCAGCAGCUUACGUGUCAACCUUUUUCGUUGCCCAGUUCUUCCCCAUCCUUAACACAGCCCUAAACAAUGCUCUUGGAGGGCAUGGCUGGGUGUACUUCAUCUUCGCUGCCGUCGCUGCCGUUUCUACUCUGUUCAUUCAAUGGAAGAUCCCAGAGACAAAGGGGAAGAGAGAUCUGGAUGAAGUUUGGGGUAGAGUCCGUAGACUGGAUUAG
[Torrubiella] hemipterigena is the source of this 1491-nucleotide messenger RNA. The record is from the annotation of a GenBank genome assembly. NCBI's taxonomy places the organism in Eukaryota, Fungi, Ascomycota, Sordariomycetes, Hypocreales, Clavicipitaceae.